AGAGGUUCGCCUCUCGCAAGGACGACCAGGGCACGACCGCUAAGGCCGGAAAUCGUCGGGAACAGAAAGAUGUGGCGGCGCUGUUGCACUCCACGCCCUCCACAAGAACGCGCGCAUCGCGCAAGGCACAAGAUCCAUCGAGCACUGGUGCGAAGGUGACACCGACGCCUACGCCAACGCCACUGGAGGCACAGGGCAUGGAGCAGCCACCACUUCAAGUACAAGUCUACCCAACGCCCUCUUCGGCCAGAUGCCCGUCCACCAUAAACACCCGAUGCCGUCGCCGCAGCAGCAGUCACCCACCACGUACAUUGCUGUCGGUGACCUUCGCAGCGUAGGGAGCGAGGCCUGCAUCUCCACGUCCGGCGAGGCUGAGACCGUCCUCAUGUUGCCCAGACCGGGUGUCCUGCCCAACAAAGCGAGCCCGUUGUACGGGAAACAGGUCGGUGAAGUGGCAGUGUCAUGCAGCUACCCUGCCCUGGUGGUGCGAGGUCGACCCAAGGCUGCCCUGCGUUACUCGGAACCGAGCUAUGAUGCCACGGACACAACUACCAACACCAUCAACAGCGACUGGUCGGCGCACCACAGAGUCAUUCUUGACGCCCGCAACAUCAGGCCUCGCUGUUGGUAA
Molecule: messenger RNA, 631 nt
Organism: Rhipicephalus microplus (southern cattle tick)
Lineage: Eukaryota; Metazoa; Arthropoda; Arachnida; Ixodida; Ixodidae
Source: RefSeq, a predicted model, not a curated record